AUGGCCGACGUCAAAGAAGGAGGCAGGGAGGGUCGCAGCGAGAAGAAGAGCUUCUGGGGCAGCAUCUUCCGGAACAGGAGCCUCGUGAAGAAAGGGAGACUGGAAAACCCGGAAUCGCGCAGAGCGAGUGACGGAGAUGUCGCCCCGCGCAGACGUCACUCCGUCGCCGACAUGCGCAAGUCCCCGAGACCAGCCGAGUCUCCGAACGGCCACCCCGAUCACCCGGAUUACCGUCGCUCCCGCCGGCGGCCUAGAAGGCCGGACCCCGCCCGAGCCAAGGGGAAGGGCCGCGCACAUCCCCACGGGGGUCUCUUCGAAUCGGGACCGCUGACAGAAUGGCCGCCGCCCGGAAUGUCCAGCCAGGAAGAGCUCACUCUCGGCCAUGCCAUGGAGCUCGUCUCUCGCGGUGUCCCCGCUCACAAGGGACACAAGCGUCCGGUCCCGCACGCGUCGGAUCACUAUUACGCCCUGUACACCACCUCGGCGGGAAACCAAACCGACGAGUCCGACGUGGCCAACCUGCACGACUCCAUGACCCAGCUGAUGACCCUCCGUAUGCAGGGCGGUGGUGCGGCCAUCUAUCCCUGGGAGACUCUCGAGCAGCCGAGCUUUGCCUUCUUCUACGGACAGCAGCCGGGCACCAUCACGUUGAAUCAGUGGGCUUCUCUAUCUAGCAUUGUGCCGCCCACUAUCGCCCUGAGAGAUUCCGGCGUGGCGGCCCGAGAGGUUGAUCUGGCCCGUAUUUUCGAGCGCCUGAAAGAGUUGGAGUCUGGCCUCGAGGACGACGACACCGAGUGGAUGUACAAAAGCUUAUACCGCCGCUUUCUCCGCGACCCCGACAAGCUGAUGAACCCGCACAAGGGACUCGAGAAGCAGAUCACCGAUCUGAUCAUGGUCUUGUCUCGGCCGGACUGGAUUGACUUCACGAACCUCAAGAACCAAGUCGUCACUCGCUUUAUUUUCGACCCGGGCCGUGCAAGCCAACAUCAGUACAUCAAGUUCUGCCACCAACUUGUGCUCAGCAUGGAGCUGGAUUUGCGUAUCAACUCACGGCUGCAUGGCGAAUGGGCCAAGGAGAAGUUGCUGCCUCAGCUGCCGCCCACCAUCCAAUGGGAUCUUGCGCUCGCGAGACGUUGGCGGGAACACGUGAGGAUCGAGGGCUAUGGCAAGACAGUGGAGCAGAUCAACCUACGCUUCAGACUCAAAAAGCGGCAGAUCAAGAUGCUGCGGCGCUUUGCCCAGAUGAUGAAAUGGCCGAACCUGGGCCAAGCUCUCGACAAGAUGAAGCAGAUGGACAUGGAGGCGUCUCUCGACAUCAUCAGCUCCGAUGCCUUGGCCUUCUUUAGCGGCCUCGUGCUACCCGGGCCCACGUUCCCGUUCCUUAUCAUGAACACUCUCAUCGACAUUGAUCCGGACAAGGCUACCGACUCGCUCGCCAUGAUGACGCACCUCCAUCCCCAUUGCGGGUUUCAGUACAGGAACAGUUACACCUACUGGACUGCCGCCUCCAUCGUCGGAAAGGUACUUGCGCCUACAUGUCGGUCCCUGGCAGGCUGGGUCGGACCAGCCCGUCCGACCACGGACCUCGGGCGGUCUCAAAUCGCCCGCAUCCGGUCCCGCCGCCCUCGCCAGCGCAUGACACCAGAGGAUGUCCAAUCGAUGAGCGAGCGAUCCGAUCCCCUUGGACCUCCGGCGGAAGUGUUUCCUGUCAAGGAGUACAAGCUCGUGGCGCCGGACGCAGACGACAUAGUCGAUACGGUGCGCAUCGAGCUGCUCAGCUUCAGGGCAGUCCCCGUCCACUUUCAGGAGCCACCACCGGUGCCGAAGACAUUCGACGCAACUGUCCAGUUCGCCGUCGACGGGGUCUCGUGGCCUAUGCAUUUGACCUACGACGUUUCCUUCAUCUCGGCGUGGCCUUGCUCGGACGGCCCGCACCCGCUCUUCUUCGAUUACAUUUUCCAGACCGUCAAGGCAGACGAGGUUAUGAACAUCAAGGACUGGGGCGGACUAUACGGGCAGUCUCCAAGCGCGCGAACCUCCAGGACGAGCUCCAAUGCAGGCCCGCACACCACGAGUAGCCAGGAUCAGAUUGACGAGGAGCAGGUGUUGGUGGUGGAGGCGUUCGGAGUCAGAGACAAUGAGGUCCUGGCUCGCGCCUGGUGUUCGCACUGGGGGCUGAGCGCCGUGGUUGCAGAUAUUCGAAAGACCUGCAUGGCAUGCGCUAUCCGCGAGGCGUACGCUGCAACACUGACGGUUGUGAUCCUUGUGGACGACCAGGAAUACAACGCGGACGACUGA
Messenger RNA from Colletotrichum graminicola M1.001, 2298 nucleotides. RefSeq lists its product as uncharacterized. The record is from RefSeq and is a predicted model, not a curated record. Lineage: Eukaryota; Fungi; Ascomycota; Sordariomycetes; Glomerellales; Glomerellaceae. The coding region runs from base 1 to 2298 and encodes 765 amino acids. The transcript has 5 exons.